Coffea arabica (coffee) is the source of this 3836-nucleotide messenger RNA. The record is from RefSeq and is a predicted model, not a curated record. NCBI's taxonomy places the organism in Eukaryota, Viridiplantae, Streptophyta, Magnoliopsida, Gentianales, Rubiaceae.
AACUAUUUCAAAGUGCCGGUUUUGGUCACUAAACUUUUUUAUUAGCGCGAAAUGUCACUGAACUAGUAAAUAUGUACCGUUUUGGUCACUCCGUGUAUUUGUGCCGUCAGGAGAGACGGAAAUCUACUUUUUGAGGGGCAAAUUCGUCUGCACAGCCUUAGUGGGAAGAGUUUCAUCUGUAAUCAGUGACAAGACUCAAAGAACCGGCAAAAGACGAAGAUUAGCUGUGAAGAAUCGAUCAUCGAUGGCAGGGAAAUGGGUGAAAAGGCAAAGGGAUGAAUUCAUUGAUCCGUACACAUUAUACGUUCCUGAUAUACCUGCAUUUUCGAUUAAACUCCACCACGACGGUAAAAUUGAGGGAGAGAAAUACAAGAGUUAUGUGGGUGGAGAGAUUGAUUAUUUCGAUCUUUGCCAUGCUGAUUUUAUGUCGAUUCAUGAAAUAAAUAAAAUGGUGGAAAAGUGUGGGCACAACGAUACUAUGUUAUAUUAUUACAUUGACCCUAGAGGGGAUUUGAACCAUGGACUGAUGGAACUUCAAACGGAUGAAGACAUUAUGCAAUUCUGUGGUUGGGUUAAUGAGUACAAAUUGAUGGAAGUAUACUGUCAUCAUUUAACAGUUGAGGAAAUAUAUGAGUGGAAGAAGAAAAAGGAAUUGGAACAGUUAUCACAGACAAAGAGUUCAGUGGUAAUAGAGGAGAUCUUGGAUGAUGGUGAAAUUCUUACACAACAGGCAGCAAUACCUCGUAGACAACGAAAAGGAGUCCAAGCUAGUAGAUCAGUUGCAGCUUUAGAGUGGACACAUGACCAUGCUGGUGAAGAUGAAGAUGCAUACCAAAAUUCUUCUAGGAGAUGUGAACAGGCCAACAACAAUACACAGGAGUCCGAGCCACAAAUGCAUAGCCAAGUUGAUAAUGACCCAACUCCAUCAAGUCAGAAUAGGAGGGACAAUGACAGUUCCAGGAAUAGAAGAAACAGAGAUAGGAGAAAAUCUCGUACGUCGGAGGCCGUUUGUGGUGCUACAAAAAGAGUUAGAAAAGGAGGUGUAGCAAAUGAAGGUGUAUCAAAUAAUGGUGCUGCAACUGAAGGUGCAUCAAAUGGAGGGGCAGCAGGUCAAGGUGCAUCAAAUGGAGGUGCAGUAGGUGAAGGUGCAACAAAUGAAGGUGCAGCAACUGAACCUGUAACAGAAACUGGGGCAGCAACUGAAGCUGAAGCAUGUGAAAAUAGAGAAGGUGCAGCAACUGAAGCUGAAACAGAAGCUGGUCCUGAAACUGAAGCUGAACACAACCCACUAUUGGAUGAUAUUGUGGAAGGGGAAUUAAAUAGUGAUCCAGAUUCAGAAGAUGAAGAUGUUCCUGUGAGAUACACUAGUUUCAAUGCUAGCAGAGAUGGAACAGAUCCCCAUUUUCAUGUUGGACAAAAAUUUGGAACCAAAAAACAGUUCAGAGAUGCUCUCAGAAAUUAUGCAAUUAUAAGUGGAAGACCUGUAUACAUGUAUACAAGUGACAAAACAAGAAUGAGACCUAAAUGUGCAGAUCCGUGUAAGUGGUACAUUUAUGCUAGCCACGUUCCUGCUUUGGGUACUGAAGACUUUGUAGUUAAAACAAUUUACGAUGUCCACACCAAUUGCAGCCAUGCUUGGAGAAACAAAAACAUGACAUCCAAUUGGGUAGCAGACAAGUUUGAAGAGUCUGUUAGAUCCAACAUGAACAUGCCUGUUAGGCAAUUGUUACAGAGUAUAGAUGAGCAAUAUAGUUGCGAGAUCACAAGAAACAAAGGUUACAAAGCACUUGCAAUGGCUAAGGCUGCUAUCAAAGGGUCAGCAUCUCAGCAGUAUAUUGAUGUUGGGAGGUAUGCAGCAGAACUACAAAAAACUCACCCUGACACCACCAUAGACAUCAAGUAUUCACCAAGAGCUGAUCCUGAAAGUAAUCACAGAUUCAUGAGAUUUUACUGCUGUUUGGGACCAAUGAAAAAGGGAUUUAGAGAGGGAUGUAGGCCCCUUAUUGCUCUUGAUGGCUGUCACACUAAGGGGGCAUAUCCAGGGCAGUUGUUGAUUGCUAUUGGGGCAGAUCCAAAUAAUGGUUGGUGGCCAUUAGCUUGGGCAGUUGUUGAGAAGGAGGCUCGGGAACAAUGGCUUUGGUUUUUGAGUUUACUGAUUGGUGAUCUAGAAAUACCAGCAACUAGCAGUGAAUACACUUUUAUUUCAGACCAACAGAAGGGUCUUGAUAGUGCACUGCUGGAGUUAUUACCAGAAGCUGGCCAUAGAUAUUGUGUACAACAUAUGUACAAAAAUUUCAAGAAAAAGCACCCUGGUGAAGUGCUUAAAGAAAAAUUCUGGAGCAUUGCAGCAGCAUCAACAGUGGAGUUCUAUGAGGCAGUUUUGGAAGAGCUUAGAGCAUAUGACCAGCAAGCUCACGCGUGGGUCAAGAGAGCUGCACCACCUCAUCACUGGUGUAAGGCUUUUUUUCCACUUCACGUGAAAUCUGACAUGCUGGUUAAUAAUUUAUCAGAGACAUUUAAUUCUCAUAUAUUAAAUGCUAGAGAGUUGCCAGUGAUUGGGAUGGUUGAGUGGAUUAGAGAAUUCGUGAUGGAAAGGAUAUCAAAUAGAGUAUGUUGGAUGAGAAAAUGUAGUGGUCCUGUGGGACCAGCAAUAAAGACUUUGAUUGAGGAGAGGGAAAAGUUUUCUAGAAAGUGGAAGCCAAUAUCAAAUGGGAAGGGGGGAUAUCAGGUUAGGGGACCUAAGGGGGAACAAUUUGCUGUGUACUUAAGAGACAGAACCUGUACAUGCAGGUUGUGGCAAAUUAGUGGGCUCCCCUGCUGCCAUGCAAUUUCUGCCAUUUUAAAAAUUGGUAGGAACCCAAAUGACUAUGCCGAUCAGUGUUAUAGUAGAGAUCUAUUCUUUCAAAUAUAUGAGAAUGUACUAUAUCCAAUUAGUGGAAAGUCUCUAUGGCCUCAGAGUGAUAUUCCCAUAUUAGAUCCUCCACUUGCAUGUGUCCAACCUGGUAGGCCCAAGAAAGCAAGAAGAAAAGGUAGUUCUGAAAAUAGAAGUGGUGUUCAUGUGGGAACGAAUAAUGUGCAAAAAUUUAAAAAGCAUGUGAUCAUGCACUGUAGAAGAUGUGGUCAGGCAGGCCACAAUGCUGCUACCUGCAAAAGUGUUCCAGAAAAUAAUGGAGGUGAAGGCUGCAGUCAACCUGCUCCAACUCCUAAACAUGCUAGAAAGUCAAAGGGCACCAACAAUGGCUCAAGCACAACACAUGGAGCUAAUUCUCAGGAGCCUGAUUUUGCUCAUGUGGAAGUUCAAGGAUAUUCUUCAAGUUGUGUCAAUUCUCAGCCACAUGGAGCUGAAGAGCAAACUACUUCCCAUAAUGACAUUGGUUCACAUGCUGAACGUAAUGCACAAGCUGCCAGUAGUAGUACGAAAAAGCAGCAGAUUAGAAAGACUAAGACACAUGUGAGGAGAGUUAGGCCUGUCAAUGAUACCGACCAGUCUACUACAGCGGCCAACAAACAGUCUCUCCAUUCAAAGAGAAAGCUGUCUGAAAUUGACAAGAUAAGGAUCAACACCAACUAUGAGUACUUGGGCAAAGAGCCUCCAUUCAAGAUUGGUAGAUGGGCUGGAACAUCAAGGAGCAGUAGAAGUAGAAGUGGAAGAUCAGAUUAAAGGACUUGUUUGCAUAGCUUUUGUUUGGAUGUAUUCUAUGUCUAGGACAAUUCCAAAUUAUUUAUAUGUGAAACAUGGCUAACUUUGUUGGCAGUUGUUUGGAAUGACAGUGACAAUUAUCUCUUUUGUAAAGCAGCUGUUUGGAAUGAUAAUGAUAAUUAUCUCUUUUGUUGUA